AAAUGGGUGUGUCCGGCUGAGCAGAGUGGGCGGGGGCUGAGAUGAAGUCAACCUUAAGAUGAGUGAGAGCUUUAAUUCAGCAGCAGAACGCACGAGGGAGGUUUAAGUGUUAAGUCCUCACUGGAACUGGAACAAAUAUAGCCACAGUGAAUCCAGCUGGAGGGGUUGGUAGCUGAUACUGCAGCCCAACCACAGUGCAUGGAGAGACUCUCACCCUCGCUCAGCCUCUCAGACGGCCGGCGGCUGACUCACAGCUGUGUGAAACAGAGUCAAAUCUCUGCUGCUGCUGCUGCUGCUGCUCCACAAUGUGUAACACAGGAGGAAGUUGUUAGAGGCAGAAUGAGCUGUUCUGUCGGAGCGGGCCACCUGGACUGAGCUCCGUUCUCCGGCUGAGUCGAAACCAGAGGCAGCAUCCUUGUUACAUGUGUACAGUCAUGAAGUUCAACCAGUGCGUACUGCAGGACACACCGGGGAACCACAACGAGAACAAAGUGUGGAAAUGGCACAUUCAGGAUCCCGCCAGCCAGAGACUGACGUGGAACAAGCCACCAAAAAGUGUCCUUGUGAUCAAGAAGAUCCGAGAUGCCAGUCUGCUCGAGCCUUUCAAAGAGCUCUGCACGUUUCUCACCGAGGUGAAAAACUUGAUUGUUUACGUGGAAAAAAAAGUCCUGGAAGACCCGGCCAUUUCAGGGGAUGAAAACUUUGGGGCCAUUACGAAGAAAUUCUGCACUUUCAGAGAAGAUCUUGAUGACAUCUCAAACCGCGUGGACUUCAUCAUCUGUCUCGGUGGAGACGGGACUUUGCUGUAUGCAUCUUCGCUCUUCCAGGAGAGCGUUCCACCAGUUAUGGCCUUUCACCUGGGCUCCCUGGGCUUCCUGACUCCUUUCAAGUUUGACACCUAUAAGUCUCAGGUCACCCAAAUUAUCGAAGGAAAUGCUGCUAUCGUGCUGCGAAGUCGCUUGAAAGUGCGAGUGCUUAAAGAGAACUGGGAGAAGAAGGCCAGAGUGGACGAGAAGGGAAUCAUCCUGACCAACGGGGACAUCGAAAGCAGCCGCAAAGCCGUGCAGUAUCAGGUGCUGAACGAGGUGGUGGUGGACAGAGGCCCCUCCUCUUAUCUCUCCAACGUCGACCUCUUCCUGGACGGACACCUCAUUACCACAGUGCAGGGAGACGGUGUGAUCGUAUCCACACCUACAGGAAGUACCGCGUACGCCGUGGCAGCGGGAGCCUCCAUGAUCCAUCCCAACGUCCCCGCCAUCAUGAUCACCCCCAUCUGCCCCCACUCGCUCUCCUUCAGACCCAUUGUGGUGCCUGCUGGAGUGGAGCUCAAGAUCAUGCUGUCCCGUGACGCCAGAAACACAGCCUGGGUGUCGUUUGAUGGAAGAAAGAGACAAGAGAUCUGCCACGGAGACAGUAUUACCAUCACCACUUCCUGCUUCCCCGUUCCCUCCAUCUGUUUCCGGGACCCGGUCAACGACUGGUUCGAGAGCCUGGCCCAGUGUUUGCACUGGAACGUGAGGAAGAAGCAGAACUACCUCAGCUCAGAGGACGAGGAGUUCUGAGGCCGAUUCCACGAUCUUCAAGGUGUUCUCCGAGGUCUCCAGGACUUUUAGCUCCACUGUGCUCUGUGCCGUUUCAUGGACAGAAGGUGUCACCAAACUCGGCCGUCACAGUAACGUCGCUCUUCAUUCAUAAAAUGAAUCCAUAGAAUAAUGCGGUAAAUUAACAAGCACCGGGCCAAACAGCACAUUCACUGUGGUCCUCAGUUUGUAGUUUGGCUGAAUUCAUGUGUGAGAAAAAGAGGAAAACUAUGAAACCCCAAAGUCAAAGACAUUUAUAAAACAAAUACUCAUAUGAAUAAAGUACAAAAUAAAUAACUGAAAUAACAGAAAAUUCAAAUUCUGAUUAUAAAAUGUUAUUUCACCUUCUUUCUGUAGUAACAGUUUUAUUUAUUUCAUAAAAAAUUGUAAAUCUCUUACAAUUUACUCUUACAAAUUCUUACAGUUACCUCAGUUGCGUCGUGCUGCCACAGAGACAAAGACACACACCACUGUCUCAUCUGUCUACUACAGUCUGUGGCUAUUUUAGAGCUAGUUAGCUAGCUGCUAGCUAAUAACAGUUGUUGAGUGCUGGGGGGUUGCGGGCUUGUGAUUGGCUGAAACUGAAACUCAACUGUCUUUGAAAAGUGACAAUUAUAAAUUAUAAAUGCAAAUAUAAAAACACCAGCAAACUUUUGAAAUAAAAAAACUUCUAUAAUGAAGCAAAAAGGAAAUUUAUAAAUCUGUUACUAUGAAAAUAAAAGAAUAAAUAAUGAAACUGAGUUUUAACAAGUUACAAAAUAAUUUUGCAGUAUUUUGAACACUUUGGGUCUCCAUAGAGAACCUCUCCUCAGAGAACCAGGAUAACGACCUGCCUACGUUUACACGGAAUAUAUAUUAAAUAUGCAGCAGGAACGAAGAGCUUGUAAAAUUACACAAAAUACCAUUUAACGUCUAAUGUGUAAACUUGUUAAAAUGGUGGAUUUCUGAACGGAGUCUGGCCUCACUGUUGGUCCAGCGUUGGCCCUGUAUGCUGUGAACACCGGCCUGUGGUCCGAUGCAGUUUGUAGACAAAGUUGUAAUCAGAGGUAAAUGCAAAGCUCGGGAGGCUCGUGGACUAAACUGUGUAAGCUGAGUUGUUGCAUUACUCUCGACGGGUGUUAUCAAGUCUGUUGUAGCACUUUUUUUAAAUCUCUGCGGCAGGUGUCAGGGACACAUCCACUACUUUAUAAACAACAGGAGCUUUUUCUCUCAGUUUUCUCAGCUGAAGGCCAUGUUGCACUUUUAUGGAAAAUUCUUUAUAUUUAAAAAAAAAAAAAAAAAAAAAAUUCUGAUAAAACUUUCCCAAAUUGUGUUAUUAAUCAAAUCAGGAAAAACUGAAUGACAAAUGUUAUUUACCACAACUUUCAGGUGCAUCCUAAUGAAAGCAUCUACUUGGCAAUAGUGGCCCAACUGUACAGAUGUGCCUUAAACACUGGUAUCGUUAAUGUAUAGAAAUAUUAUUUUUCAAGGUUUACAUCAUGGUAAUUUUUUUUAAUCACUCACUUGCACAGAUUUGUGGUUUUGCAGAUUUUCACUAUAUUCACAUGUCGACUGUCUUUGACACUCGAUCUGACUAACUGAAUGAUGUCGUCUGUCCCAUAGUUUCUCUGUUCAGUCAUGUAGUGAAGGCGCUGAACGACACGUAACGUGAUGUUCAUUCCAGACAAACAGACGACAGGUCAGACGUCGUCAGCGUCUUUUUAAAUGUCUGUUUUUUAAAAUGUCCUUUAAGCCAUAGCUGAACUCUAGUUUUUAUAGACCAAUGUCUGUGGGCUGUGGGUGAUUUAGUGGUGUGUGUGUGUGUGUGUGUGUGUGUGUGUGUGUGUGUGUGUGUGUGUGUGUGUGUGUGUGUGUGUGUGUGUGUGUGUUGAGGGAUUGAAUUAUUACAGACGUUGGUGCAUCCUUUCUUCUCAGUUUGCUACAAGUCUGCCGCUGUGCAGCCUGUGCUGAAUACUCUGAGGUGGCCUACCUUACAUAUCUGUUCAGAUUUAAUGUCUAGAUGUUAAUAUAUAUAUAUAUGUUUAUAUAUAUUUACAUUGUGAAUUGGCUCAACAAAAUGUGUCGGGGUGAAAAAAGACAAACAUUGGUGUCAACCUGUUGUAACUCUCAAGAGGACCAACCGAGCUCUGAAAGGCAAUCAUUCCUUUAACUCUGAGUCUGUACAUACAUGUGAUGCUUGAAUAAGAUGUAUUUUGUAACGUCUAUAUGUUUAUUAACCAGUUUACAAUGUAUCAUUGCUGAAAAUAAAUCUAUUUGGUACUUUUUUACAUUAA
Molecule: messenger RNA, 3853 nt
Organism: Seriola dumerili (greater amberjack)
Lineage: Eukaryota; Metazoa; Chordata; Actinopteri; Carangiformes; Carangidae
Gene: nadka
Product: NAD kinase
Exons: 10
Coding region: 423-1562 (379 amino acids)
Biological process (GO): NAD+ metabolic process; NADP+ biosynthetic process
Molecular function (GO): NAD+ kinase activity
Source: RefSeq, a predicted model, not a curated record